Tigriopus californicus is the source of this 1128-nucleotide messenger RNA. RefSeq lists its product as uncharacterized. The transcript is spliced from 3 exons. The record is from RefSeq and is a predicted model, not a curated record. Bases 116 to 1072 code for a protein of 318 amino acids. NCBI's taxonomy places the organism in Eukaryota, Metazoa, Arthropoda, Copepoda, Harpacticoida, Harpacticidae.
AUAACUCUCCCUCUCUUUGUCUAUUUCGUCUCCCUCUUUCAAUACGAUUAAUCCGGCAAUUCAUCUCAAGAGAUCACAUCAAUGUCACAAUAACUUUGAACGCCAACACAACAGCAUGAUUGUUACAGAAUCGCAAACAGUCAUCUUAUGGUUGUUCCUUACAUUGGAUCUUUCAAUGAAUAUCAGAGGUUUUUCUUACGCCUGUUCCAACAUUAAUCUCGAACGCCAUUGCGUGUUCCAAUUGAUCUUCGCCGACUCGUGCUUGUCUUGCGUUUGUUCCCUAGUGAAGAGUGUCCUGCUAAUGAGUCUUCAAUUAGGUCUCGCGGAUGGGGCCUUACCUUGUCAGGCUUUGUAUUUUGGCAACUUUUUCCCCCUGGUUAUUGGGCCAAUUUGUACCAGUUACAUAUCCAUUUUAAGACUCCGUGCCAUCAAUCAACCAAAUCAACCUGAACCACAAGGUCUGGCUUGCAAGGUCAAGAUAUCGCUGUUGUUCUAUUGCGGGGUCUUUGUUGCCAUCAAUGGAUACCACAUCCAUACUGGAUUGCCCAUCUCUUUUGCUUCGGAGUAUUGCAUGCACCAUGAAAAAGCGGAACCAAUGGGACUCGAGAGCCGUUUGAUUAACCUGUUACUGCUAAUUCCUCCGCUCGUGUCACUUCUCUCCGAUUAUAAAGUGGUCAGGUUGAUCCGAAGAAUUGCUAAUGAAAGUGCUGUGGUCAGCGAGACCCCUAGCGUUACUGCGACGAAAAGACCUCAAGGAUUGGCUAAUUGGCAGACAGUGCCCGUGAAAGCUACGGUGAUCUCAGCCCUUCUCUUGGUGGAAUAUUUUUGUGUCGCAAUUCUGAUCAAUUUUACCAACUUCGAUGUGAGAACCAAAGCUCUGUGUUUGAUCCUUUGUGGUCUUUUUGUCAACUCGUUAAGGAGUCCGUUGACAAUCUUGACCACGUUUCGCUUCAAUCAAGAGCAACAGCGCUACCAAAACCGAGAGGCCAUUCGUGCCAAGAAUUUGGACCGAGAACUGUUCCUUGCCAAUAAGAGGCGACAAGCUCAAGAACCCUCAAAAGAGAGAUUCUGACCUGUUCAUGUUUUUUUGUGUCAAUAAAUGUGUGGAAUAAAACCACUUGCAGUCGG